AUGUUUAAUUUUCUCUAUAAAGCUAUCAUCCAUGGAACUAGUUGUACGAUUAGAGGCAAAGCCCAUCAGAACUUGUAUACUUUAGAAACCCACGAAGCAUUAUUAGUUAGAUGCAUUUCAAUUUCAAGCACUUCAAAUUCAAACCAACACUCAUUCACACUCUCAUACCUCAUAAAAUCAUGUGGGUUCUCAUUGGAAGCUGCUGUUUCAGCCUCUAAAUAUGUUAAUUUCGAAAACCCAGAUAAAGCAGACUUAGUCGUUAGCUUUUUCAAGAAACAUGGUUACUCACAAUCUCAAAUCUCAAAAAUCAUCACUGGACACCCUCCAGUUCUGGUAUCUGAUCCUCACAAGACCCUUUUGCCCAAAUUGCUGUUUUUUCAAUCCAAAGGCUUUACAAGCUCUGACAUUGCUACAGUCUUGUGUGGACAACCACAAAUAUUGAAACGGAGCUUGAAAAACCACAUAAUCCCUUCUUUUGAUUUCCUUACGAAUUGGCUUGGAACUGUUCAGAACAGUAGCAUAGCUAUUAAACGUUGUCCGGCUAUUUUAAUCACGAAACUUGAUACUUGUGUGGUUCAUAAUGUCAAUCUUCUGCGAGAAAAUGGAGUUCCUGAAUCGAAUAUACGGGCCUUACUUAAACAGAAUCCUAGAGUUAUUGUGUCAUAUCGAUUGAAAGAAAUUUUAGAGAAAGUAAAGGAAAUAGGAUUCAAUCCUUUGAAGUUUCGUUUCGUUCAUGCUGUUUAUGCGAUGGUGGGAGUGAAUAAAUCCAAAUGGGAGAGGAAGAUAAAAGCUUAUAAGAGGUGGGGUUUGUCUGAGGAAGAGAUUCUCUUAGCAUUUAGAACGAGCCCCCACUGUAUUCUAGCAUCUGAGGAUAAGAUCACGCGGAUAAUGGAUUUUUUAGUCAACAAGAUGGGUCUGGAGGCUUCCCUUAUUGUCAAACGCCCAGAACUCGUUUCUAAUAGCUUGGAAAAGCGACUUAUUCCUAGGGCUUCGGUCAUUGAAGUUUUGCUAUCAAAAGGUUUGGUGGUGAAGAAGAAUAUAUACUUUCCUACAAUUUUUCAGUCUUCAGAGAAGUCAUUCCUGCAGAAGUUCGUGACACCAUAUAGGGAGGAAGUGUCUGACCUGUUGAAGCUAUACAAGGAAAAAUUGGAUCUUUCAAAAAUGACUACAAAACAAAAUAUGUAUCGGUCAAGGAGCGGGAUGAAAUAA
Quercus robur (English oak) is the source of this 1209-nucleotide messenger RNA. Its product is annotated as transcription termination factor MTERF15, mitochondrial-like. Gene Ontology annotation, molecular function: double-stranded DNA binding. The transcript has a single exon. Bases 1 to 1209 code for a protein of 402 amino acids. The record is from RefSeq and is a predicted model, not a curated record. Gene Ontology annotation, biological process: chloroplast organization; regulation of DNA-templated transcription. Gene Ontology annotation, cellular component: chloroplast. Lineage: Eukaryota; Viridiplantae; Streptophyta; Magnoliopsida; Fagales; Fagaceae.